AUGGCGCCCGGUGCUAGUCUCAUAACAAAGCUCAAGGUCCAGCUCAAGCUAACCAUUGCGCGCCUGCGCAUGGUUCAGCAGCGCGAUGAGCAACUUGGAAAGGCCGCGCGGAGAGCCAUGGCCCAACUCCUCGAAGCCGGCAAGGAAGACUCAGCCCGCAUCCGCGUCGAGAACAUCAUCCGAUCUGAUAUCACCUCUGAGCUUCACGAGAUUCUUGAACUCUACUGCGAACUACUUCUUGCGCGCUCCGGGCUGCUGGAGGCACAUACUGUUGAUCCUGGGCUGGAAGAAGCUAUUCAGAGUUUGAUCUAUGCGGCGCCCAAAACGGAGAUUAAAGAGCUCGGAACAGUGAGGACGCUUUUGGCAGAGAAGUACGGCAAGGAGUAUGUACUUUCAGCAACGGAAAAUGCAGAUGGAAAGGUCAACGACAAGGUUGUCAAGAAGCUCAGUGUCACGCCUCCACGGGAGGAGCUUGUCGUCGGGUACUUGGAGGAGAUUGCCAGAGCCUAUGGCGUUGACUGGCCCAAGCGGCAAGCAGUUUCGCCGCCUCCAGAGCUUCUCGAUGACGAUGAUGAAGAUGACGAGGUUGACGACGACGAUAAGCCAUCCGGCGGACAGAAACAAAGGGUUCUUGAGACACCUCUUGGCGCAGACACCAAAGACCCAGUCUUGAACACACCAGUUAAAAAGCUCGCCGGCGGAGGCCCAACAAGCCCACUGACGGUGACACCGCCGCGGAUGACAACCGAUAACAUACAUCCGAAGGUGACGCUAGGAUCGGUGGAGUUGAAGCCCAGCAAGAAGAUGGAGUCAGCAUCACGAAAGGGCGAGCCUGAUGGAUCGAUCCCAGACCUUGGUGAUCUGGAGAGAAGAUUUGCGGCGCUGAAGAAGCGAUGA
Fusarium sp. VM40 is the source of this 897-nucleotide messenger RNA. NCBI's taxonomy places the organism in Eukaryota, Fungi, Ascomycota, Sordariomycetes, Hypocreales, Nectriaceae. The record is from the annotation of a GenBank genome assembly.